AUGGUGGCAGUGAAAACCAAACGUCAACUUCGCACCAAAUCUAACGUAUCACUCGCCUGUUUAGCUACAACUGACCUCAUUGUUGGAGUUGUUGUUCAACCUUUGCAAAUCGUUCGCCAUAGCUUUAUGCUCAAAGGUGAGACUGGCAUGUGCGGCGGGAGACACAAGAUAACCGUGGCUAUUAACACAAAGUGUAUCAUAGCGUCGCUUAAUCAUUUCGUUGUAUUGAGUGCGGAGCAUUAUCUCGCUAUAAAACACCCUUUCGCAUACGAAAACCUUGUUACUGAAGUUCGUAUCAUCGUAUCCUCUGCUCUGGCGUGGGCUGUCGCGAUCAUCCCUCCGAUGGAAGACUUCUGGCCAGCGAACAUACAAUAUGUGGCAAAAGUUGCAGUUCUUUUUAUGCAGUUUAUCUUUCUUGCGUUAGUCUUUUAUUUUAACGUUUCUGUAUACAGGGAGGUCCGCUGCAACGAAAAGCAAAUUAUUGCUAAACAAGUUUCUGUAGAAGAGAAGGAGAAGUUACUCAAGAAUAAGAAAGCUUUUUGCUGCACAAUUAUUGUAAUGCUCACAAUUUUCCUGUGCUAUUUCUCGGUGAUUAUCAGUGCUGUCAUUAUUAUAUCGGUUUUGGAAGACAGCAUCCCUAUUAAUGUAAAACAUAUCAUCUUUAAUCUUCUUUCUUUAUUGCCCGUACUGAACUCGUUGUUUAAUCCACUGAUUUACGCUGUUAGAAUAAGAUAUUUCCGCGUAGCUUUCAUUCAGUUGUUGUCGAGGAAAACUAUUGGACAAGCCGAGAAGCUUGAAAGGAACAUAUUUGGACCAAAAAAAGCUGGAGAUGUAGUCGAACACGGAGAAAGCAGAUUUAGCCGAGGUGAAUUGCGACAACUUGGAAAAUGA
Messenger RNA from Orbicella faveolata, 891 nucleotides. RefSeq lists its product as uncharacterized. Gene Ontology annotation, biological process: G protein-coupled receptor signaling pathway. Gene Ontology annotation, cellular component: membrane. The record is from RefSeq and is a predicted model, not a curated record. Gene Ontology annotation, molecular function: G protein-coupled receptor activity. Lineage: Eukaryota; Metazoa; Cnidaria; Anthozoa; Scleractinia; Merulinidae.